Messenger RNA from Fibroporia radiculosa, 13761 nucleotides. RefSeq lists its product as uncharacterized. Lineage: Eukaryota; Fungi; Basidiomycota; Agaricomycetes; Polyporales; Fibroporiaceae. Gene Ontology annotation, molecular function: enoyl-[acyl-carrier-protein] reductase (NADH) activity; 3-oxoacyl-[acyl-carrier-protein] synthase activity; fatty acid synthase activity. Gene Ontology annotation, cellular component: fatty acid synthase complex. The record is from RefSeq and is a predicted model, not a curated record. Gene Ontology annotation, biological process: long-chain fatty acid biosynthetic process. Bases 1 to 13761 code for a protein of 4586 amino acids. The transcript has 30 exons.
AUGUAUUGUCGUAUGCUACGACCACGCGCUCCGCGCCCGACCUCACUCAUUUUCGCCCUCGCCCCAGCGUCCGUCAUUCGCCCUCUCGCAGGACGACACUACCAAACGUCUGGGACGCAGAAGCAAGUCGUGGCAGACGCACCGCAUCUAGACGUGCUCGAUACGAAGUCGCGUCCGUUCGCAAUAGAACGCGUCGGAGGCAGGGAGUGUCAUGUCUCGUGGACGGAGAGCGGUAUCACGAAAGAGUGGCAUGAGAUGUCGGGAGCACUGCAGGAGCGGGGGGAGGAACAGACUACCUCGACGACCAACUCAAUUGUGGGCAAGUUUACGUCGUGGCUGCGCCAGAUGUUCCUGCCGACCAACUACCCGCAGUCUGUACACCCUUCGUAUUUGCGCUUCCACGCCCUGCAGUUCUUUGAAACGACGUUCGGGACGGUCGUUUCAGUGCUCUGCAAUCAAGCGCUGCUAACGUCCGUCGGCGUCAGUGCGGAGGGCAGUAUCUUCGGUGCAGUAGCUGUACAGUGGAUCAUCAAGGAUGGUGCGGGCGAAGUAGCCAAGCUGUUCUUCAUACGCAGGUUUUCGCCGUACUUUGACAGCCAUCCCAAGUCGUUCACCCUUUUUGGGGAGGGGAUCGUGGCUAUUGGAAGCUGCCUCCAGAUGGCAACGCUGCUCAUCACCCCGACACCUGGAAAUUUCUUGCUGUGUGCAGCUGGAGGAAACAUCUUCAAACUUGUUGGAUACGCGGUUUGGUUUACGACGCAUAUCAAAUGGGUUCGCUACUUCUCUCUUCAAGGGAAUGUAGGCGAUGUCGCGGCAAAGGACGAAUCGCAAACAUCAAUCGCACAGCUGUGUGGCUAUGCAGCUGGUAUUGGGCUUUUAACUGUCUCCCAUUCUCCCGCCUAUCUCUACUCCUUGUUUUUUGCUCUCACUCCCCUCCAUCUGACUGCGACGAUGUUUAUGAUGCGCGAUGCGAAAUUCGAGGCGCUUACGCUACCCAGGCUCAGUCUGCUGGCGCGCGAGUACGCGCGAGAGGACGGAGAGGCAGCAACGGGCAAGGUGAACACCUUGAGGGAGAUAGAGGAAUCGAGGCAGACGGGAGCGUUUGGUGAGUUCUUCAAGAGGAAGAAUGACCGAUUCGUGGAACUUGCGCCUAGGGUGACGGAGGUCAUCGGGGGCGAUGUUGAUCGAGAACCGGUUCUGUGGGAGAUGUGUACGAGCGAAUUCCAGACCGAGAAAUACCUGCUGUAUCCUUCUGCAUCCCCUUCCGAAAAGCCAAUAACGGUCUUUUAUCACCCGGAUGCCACCUCCGAUGACACGCUUCGGUCAAUCCUGCAUGCUGCCCGCUUUCGCCACGAUCUUUUAGAGUCGCGACUUUCGUCGUUAGAUUCUCCAUGGAGUUCUAGAACAGGGGAGCUGCAGGUUGCGCUAGCUAGCUCCCAUGCGUGGACCCGCCAACAUUUCGGUGCUUUCAAGCAGGAAUUGGACGAUAAGGGCUGGAGAACGGAUGAGGCAGAGUCUCCGUCGUCCGAAGAUCUCGUCUCGCCCUCCGUGAACACAGCCGAGACCUACUGGCGGCCUAUCACUCCUAAUAUGUCUGCUCAUCUUGAGUUCUCAAAGUCCAACGAGUCAUAUGUUGCCGACUAUGGCGACAAAGGCUCGCUGGCCAUACCUCCGGCCAAGAAGCUCGCGAUAGUGACCUGCAUGGACGCUCGCUUGAAUCCCUUCGCUCAAUUAGGCCUUAAAGAGGGCGACGCGCACAUUAUUCGCAAUGCUGGUGGGGUCGCUAAAGAUGCCCUUCGUAGCAUCAUCAUAUCGCAGCGUUUGCUUGGCACGCGCGAAAUUGCGGUCUUUCACCACACGGGCUGCGGGAUGCUCCUAUUCACGACUCCCCAGCUACAAUCUAUCGUUACAGAAUCCGAUCCCGCGGACACCGCAUUGAAAGCCGUCAAUGAGAUCAAUUUCCUAGAGUUCAGUGACCUCGACCAGAGUGUCCGAGAUGACGUCAAAUUCUUGAAGGAAAAUCCUCUCAUACUUCCAGAGACGAAGGUCACUGGAUGGGUGUUCGAGGUCGAGACGGGAAAGGUCUCCAUACCCAUUUCAUCCGAAUGUAGCGAGUGGACCGCUGCCGAGAUCCUUCGCGACGAGUUCGCAUCAAGAACAUUUGCAGAGGCGCAGUAUGAUAAUGAAAAAGAGGCGACUAUAGAACUUUUCGCCCGUUUCCUUGGCUUCGUUGCCCAAAACGUAGAUGCGGGCGUAGCCCCCACCACUAUUUUACUCAAGACUCUAGAGCAUUUUGUCAACUCGUAUCUGUUGCAAAAAGAUGUGCACACCAUCGCCGCUGCGUUCGAUGUCGACGUGCGAAAGUCCGUAAUCUCAAAUUACAUACAAGCCGUCGCUGUCCUAGAGGCCAAGCAGGUUUCCCCCAUACCCCGCUCCCCUUCCCCAGCACUUUUCAGAGCAGAUGACGCGUCUACAUACGCGAUUUUCGGCGGCCAAGGCACAAAUGAAGUAUACUUCGACGAGCUGCAGAACCUCUACGACACCUACAAGCCGUAUCUCGCUUCCUUCAUUUCCGAAAUAACACAGCACGUCUUGCUUCCCCUUGCAGUAGACCAUGCAUCGUCGACAUACUAUGCGUACGGAAUGGACGUCUUUUCCUGGCUGUCCGGCGCGACCGCGCGCCCACCCAUCUCGUAUCUUGCGUCCGUUCCCCUCUCCUUUCCUCUAAUUGGGCUCACGCAACUCGCCCAAUACCUCGUAGUCUGUCGGGCGACGAACAUGUCACCCCAGGCUCUGCGAACGCGGUUACACGGUGCAACCGGUCACUCGCAGGGUCUUGUGUCGGCUGUCGUAAUAUCAGCAUCUUCCACCUUGGAGUCGUUCUUUGAGAAUUCGCGAAAGGCAAUGAAGUGGCUGUUUUUCUGUGGAUAUCGUGGACAGCAGGCGUUCCCUGUGCUGGCUUUGGAGCCUAGUAUUGUGCAGGACGCCAUCGAAGGCGGGGAGGGUGUACCGAGUCCCAUGUUGUCAGUGACGGGUCUACCACUGAAGGAUUUGGAAACACACAUCAAGAAGACGAAUCAACACCUGCCAGCUAAAUCGCAGCUGCAAGUAUCCUUGUACAAUGGACCGAAGGCGUUUGUUGUGACUGGCCCCGCCCGCGCUUUGUACGGGUUGGUGACAAGUUUGAGGAAAGUGCGCGCGCCGAGCGGUCUCGACCAGAGCAAAAUCCCGUUCUCGCAACGCAAGCCGGUGUUCUCGGUUCGAUUCCUAGUUAUCGGCGUUCCAUAUCACAGCGAGUAUCUUCAGGGGGCGACAGAGAAGAUGUUUUCCGAAGAUUUGAAGGGUCAGGAACUGUGGGCGAAGAACGAUUUGUCAAUCCCUGUGUACCAUACUGAGAACGGCUCUGAUCUUCGGACGCUCACGACGUCAUUAACGCGGGCGCUCUGCGAUCAGAUUUUCACUCUUCCCAUCCACUGGGCGACAGCAACAAACUUUCCCGAUACCGCUACGCACGCGAUCGACUUUGGUCCCGGCGCUCUGAGCGGAAUUGGUCCUCUCACGGCGCGUAACCUGGAGGGUCGGGGUGUCCGUGUCAUCGUUGCGGGUGAUAAGACGAAGGGCGUUGUUGAGCUAUUCGACGCGCAGACAGUUCGUCGCGAAUCAUGGUGGAGCAAGGAGUUCAUGCCGGGCCUGGUGAAGACGAGCGACGGCACCAUUCACAUCGACACUCCGUUUUCGCGUCUACUCGGCAAGCCUCCCAUUAUGGUUGCCGGUAUGACGCCCACUACAGUUCAGGCAGGUUUCGUCGCCGCCGUUCUCUCAGCUGGCUAUCACGUCGAGCUCGCUGGAGGUGGUCACUAUAACCCGAAAGCCCUGCGUGCGAAGGUCGCCGAAAUUCAGAGCAAGAUUCCAGCUGGGGUUGGUUUGACGUUGAACUCGUUGUACAUCAACCCUCGUCAAUUUAGCUUCCAAUUCCCUCUAUGGCAGGAAAUGCGCAGGGAGGGACUCCCAAUUGAAGGGUUCUGCGUUGCUGCUGGUAUCCCUAGCACAGAGAAAGCUGCUGAGAUCAUCGAGGGUCUCAAGUCUGCAGGCAUUCGUCACGUCUCAUUCAAGCCUGGUUCUGUGGAUGGAAUUCGUCAGGUUGUCAACAUUGCGGCUGCCAACCCUGACUUCCCUAUUAUUAUGCAGUGGACGGGUGGUCGCGCUGGUGGUCAUCACUCAUGUGAAGAUUUCCAUCAACCAAUCCUCUCGACGUAUGGUGCUAUUCGUCAGCACAGCAAUAUCUCUCUCGUUGCGGGAUCUGGCUUCGGCGGUGCCGACGACGUGUGGCCUUAUCUUACCGGCGACUGGUCCGUGGAGAAGUAUGGAGUGCAACCUAUGCCGUUUGAUGGAUUCCUCUUUGCGAGCCGCGUGAUGGUUGCGAAGGAAGCGCACACUAGCUCAUCGGUGAAGGACUUGAUCGUUGCCGCUCGCGGGGUCGACGACGCACAAUGGGAAGGCACGUAUGCCAAGGAAACAGGUGGUAUUUUGACCGUGCAGUCUGAGCUCGGGGAGCCUAUUCACAAAGUCGCCACGCGUGCUGUCAAACUAUGGAAGGAGUUCGACAAUACCGUGUUCAAACUUCCCAAGGAGAAGCGUGCUGCAUGGUUAGCUGAGCGUCGUGGAGAGGUCAUUGCCAAACUGAACAAGGACUUCGCGAAGCCUUGGUUUGGUUGGAAGAAGGACGGCACUGUCGUUGAAGAUAUCGCGGAUAUGACCUAUGAGGAGGUGGUCUUGCGUCUGAUCAGGCUUAUGUAUGUCUCGCAUCAGGAGCGCUGGGUGGAUGUGUCACUCAGGAAUCUCACUGGAGACUGGUUGAGGCGCGUGGAGGAGCGUUUUGCUGGCGUGAAUGGGAGUGGUCCGAAGGCAUCCAUCUUACAGUCAUAUUCUUCCCUUGACAAACCUCAUGACGUCGUCGAGUCUUUCUUCAAGACGUAUCCGCUUGCUACUGAGCAACUGCUUGCUUCAGAAGAUAAGGCGUUUUUCCUCGCUAUUUCCCAGCGCCCUGGCCAGAAGCCUGUGCCUUUCAUUCCGGUGCUUGAUGCGACUUUUGAAGUCUGGUUCAAGAAGGACUCCCUCUGGGCUGCGGAAGACAUCGAGGCGGUCUUCGAUCAAGAUCCUCAGCGUGUGUGUAUUUUACAGGGUCCUGUCGCAGUCAAGCACUCUACUAAGAAGGAUGAGCCGGUGAAAGAAAUGCUCGACAAUAUCACUGCACUGUUGGUGAAGAAGCUCGCGGAGCGCCUUUAUGGAGGCGAUCUAAGCAGUGUUCCGACUAUUGAUUACAUCAGCCCCCGCCCAGCUCACAUUCCUAGGGUUGAAGCUCUCGGUGUGAAGUCCAGCGUCAAGGACGGUGAUGUAAUGUACAAGGUUGGCACAACACUUCCGGAUACGUCGUCGUGGUUGGAGGCGCUCGCCGGUCCGGAGCAGAGUUGGCUCAAGGCUCUGCUCACCUCUACGACUGUCGUGCAAGGUACCUCCUACGUUGAUAACCCCAUUCGUCGCUUGUUCGCCCCCCGCCAGGGCCAGAAGGUUGUCAUCGAGAAUGAUGAGGGCGCGCCGGUCAGCGUUUCGAUUUAUGGAGCCGCGCGUUCUGUCGGAGAGCACAAGCCGAAUUUCAAGGCUGUCGAAGUUGAGUACGACGAGCAGACUCACUUGAUUGAUGUCACCUUGUUUGAAGAUCGUCGUGAUGUUUCCGUGCCCCUUCGUCUCAAAUUUAUCUACAAACCAUCGACAGGUUUUGCCCCCAUUCAUGAGAUUGCCGACGACCGCAACAAGCGUAUCAAGGACUUCUAUUGGCGUCUCUGGUUCGGCGAUAACGAGGUGCUACCUGAAAUAAACGUGCGGGAGGUUUUCGUGGGACCCGAGGUUACAAUCAAGGCCGAGGAGGUUGAGACUUUCUGCGCAGUUGUCGGGAAUGACGGGGAGGAUUUCAAGAGUACGCGGACCGACGCCGUUCAAGCACCUAUGGAUUUCGCCAUCGUGACGGGCUGGCAGGCUAUUAUGAAAGCUAUCUUCCCCGCCGCGAUUGAUGGGGACCUGUUGAAACUUGUUCAUCUUUCGAAUGGAUUCCGGGCUUUGCCUGACGCCAAGCCGCUGCAGGCCGGCGACGUUUGUAGAGCGGAAGCGAAGAUAAUCUCAGUUGUUAACAGCGAUGCAGGUAAGGUCGUCAAGGUCAAGGGCAUGGUCAGACGAGAUGGUCAGCCUAUCAUUGAAGUCACAUCUGCUUUCCUGUACCGGGGGCGAUUCGCCGACUUCGACAACACGUUCGAGCUGAUUGAGGAGCCCGACUAUCUCGUUGAUCUGAACAGCGAAGCCGCUGUUGGUGUCUUGCAGUCGAAGGAGUGGUUCGAGUGGGACGAUGAGACCAAACCUCUUCAGGCAGGUACGGGAUUGAUUUUCCGCAUCAAGUCCGAGGUCACAUACCGCAACAAGACAUGCUUCAAGUCGGUCAGCGUGUCUGGGGAUGUCUUUGUUCGUGAUCAGUUGAAGCGCUUGGUAAAGGUCGGGUCGGUCGAUUUCCUUCAGGACGAUAGCCGCGGCAAUCCUGUUCUUGCUUACAUCCAACGUCACGGCCAACCGCAGGGUUUGUUGAGUCCGUUGGCAAAUGAUGGCUACACCAUGUCUCCCACAGCUCCUACCACGUUCAGCUCUCCUGCCACGAAUGAACCGUAUUCCAUCACUUCGGGCGAUUUCAACCCCAUCCACGUCAACCCAUACUUCUCGGAUUAUGCUUCACUCCCUGGUACCAUUACUCAUGGCAUGUGGUCUAGCGCGGCGACCCGCCGGUAUGUUGAGACAGUCGUUGCUCAGGGCCGACCAAACCGCGUUGUGGCAUACGACGUCUCGUUUGUUGGUAUGGUUCUGCCCCAGGAUGAACUUACUGUGAAGAUUAGGCACGCUGGCAUGCGAGAUGGCAACAUCGUCGUCAAGGUUGAGACGUCAAACUCUCGAGGAGAGAAAGUUUUGGAAGGCACGGCCGAGGUUGCGCAGCCCACUACCGUUUACGUCUUCACGGGUCAGGGUUCUCAAGAGCCUGGCAUGGGAAUGGACUUGUACAAUAACUCUCAGGCGGCUCGCUCUGUGUGGGAUGUGGCCGACGCCCACCUUACUGCAGUUUAUGGAUUUUCAAUCGUUGAGAUCGUCAAGGAUAAUCCCAAGGAGAAGACGAUCCACUUUGGUGGCAUCAAGGGUCAAGCCAUUCGUCAACGGUACAUGGACAUGACGUACGACACCAUGGAUAAGGACGGAAACGUCAAGACGCUCCCUCUCUUCGGAGACAUCAAUGUCCGUACGCAGAGGUACACGUUCAGCCACCCGACGGGAUUGCUCUUUGCAACCCAGUUUGCGCAAAUCGCUCUCGUGGUGACCGAGCGCGCUGCCUUUGAGGACAUGCGCUCUAAGGGACUCGUUCAGCAAGGUGCCGCAUUCGCGGGCCAUUCGCUUGGCGAAUACUCUGCCCUUGCUUCCAUCGCCGACGUCGUACCCAUUGCAUCGCUCGUGGAUAUUGUUUUCUAUCGUGGUAUCACCAUGCAACGCGCGGUCGAGCGCGAUUCUCAGAAUAGGUCGAACUACGCUAUGUGUGCUGUGAACCCUAGCCGUGUGUCAAAGACGUUCAACGAUGCCGCCCUUCGUGAGGUUGUUGACGACAUUGCGCAGCGGACGGGAUGUCUCCUUGAAAUUGUUAACUUCAACGUCGAGGGCCAACAAUAUGUCUGUGCGGGUGAACUCGUCGCGUUACAAACAAUGACGAACGUUCUGAACUAUUUGAAGAUGGAGAAGAUUGAUAUUGCAAAGUUGACGGAGAAGUUUACGAUCGACCAAGUCAAGGAAAUGCUCCGUGAAAUCAUUGACUCAUGCUUCACUCGAGCGAAAGAACAGCAGGAAGCUGAGGGUCAUAUCAAAUUGGAGCGAGGCUUCGCCACUAUCCCUCUACCCGGGAUCGACGUCCCAUUCCAUUCUCGCUACCUUUGGGCAGGAGUAAUGCCUUUCCGCACUUAUCUUUCGAAGAAGAUCAAUGCUGCGCAUCUCAACCCGGAUACACUCGUGGGCAAAUAUGUGCCGAAUCUGAUAGCAAAGCCUUUCGAAGUAUCAAAGGAUUACGUGCAGUUGAUCUACGAUCGCACCUUAUCCGUCAAGCUGGACAAAGUGUUACGAAAAUGGGACCAAGAGAACUGGGAAGCUCCCGAGCAGCGCCAGAAGCUGGCGUAUAUUACGCUAGUUGAACUUCUCGCGUAUCAAUUUGCGUCACCGGUUCGUUGGAUAGAGACGCAAGAUAUCCUCUUCACGCAUUAUAACUUCGAACGGAUCAUUGAGAUCGGUCCUUCGCCAACGCUCACUGGAAUGGCUUCGAGAACCCUGAAGGCCAAGUAUGAGGUCCAGGACGACUCUGUAAGUCGUGCCCGUGUUAUCCUCUGCCAUUCGAAAAACGUCAAGGAGGUGUACUAUCAAUUUGAAGACGAAGCCAAUGCUCCUGAGACUGAGGUCGAACCUCCAGUUGCGGAUGCUGCGCCGGCGCCAACGCAAGCCGUUGUUGCUCCUAUCGCUGCUUCUGUAGCACCUGUUGCGGCAGCCGCUAGCAUCGAAGAUGUUCCAUUAAAGGCAAUUGAGGUCCUGAGCGUCAUUGUCGCGCAAAAGCUGAAGAAGAAGGUCGACGAAAUUCCUCUCUCGAAGUCUCUCAAGGAUCUCUCUGGUGGGAAGUCCACUCUCCAGAACGAAAUCUUGGGCGACUUGCAACUCGAAUUUGCUUCUGCGCCAGAGAAAGGCGAAGAACUUCCUCUCGAGGAGCUUGGCUCUGCUUUGGGAGUUGGUUUUUCUGGUUCAUUGGGAAAAUACACCUCUGGUCUUGUAGGUCGUAUGGUUGGCGGAAAAAUGCCCGGUGGUUUCAAUAUGUCUGCUAUCAAGAGUUACUUGUUGAAGUCUUGGGGAGUUGGUCCUUCUCGUGCCGACGGCGUGCUGUUGCUUGCAACUACUAUAGAGCCAGCUAAGCGCCUAGGGUCGGAGGCUGAGGCGAAGACGUGGCUGGACUCGGUGGUCGCUGCUUACGCGCAGCGUUCCGGAAUCGCGCUGUCUUCAGCUGCAACGGGCGGCGCAAGUGGAGGAGGCGCUGGGGGAGCCACGAUCAAUAGCGAAGAGUUCCUCAAGUUCCAAGCUGAGCAAGAGUGGUUCGUCUCACAGCAAGUUGAGCUGUACAUGCGGUAUCUCAAGCGCGAUUCUCGAGCGGGGGAGCAGAAAUUCGAAGUAGCAAAAGCCAGCUCUGCAUCGCUCCAAGCGCGUCUGGAUGCCAUCAGCAAGGAGCACGGCGAUACGUAUAUUGACGGUAUUCAGCCCGUCUUCGAUGCACUGAAAGCACGUCAUUUCGACUCUUCUUGGAACUGGGUUCGUCAAGAUGCACUUUUGAUGUUCUACGACAUCAUCUUUGGCCGGCUCACCACUGUAGACCGGGAAAUCACCGCUCGCUGCAUUGCGAUUAUGAACCGUGCCGAUCCGGAAUUGGUGACGUAUAUGCAGUACUACAUUGACAAAUGUGACCCUAGUCGUGGAGAGACGUACAGACUGGCCAAACAAUUCGGACAGCAACUCAUUGACAACUGUCGCGAAGUCGUCGGGCAUCCGCCCCUUUAUAAAGAUGUCACGUUCCCGACCGCUCCGCACACGGAGGUCACGUCUAAAGGCGACAUAGUUUAUUCGGAAGUUGUUCGGGAAAACGUGCGCAAGUUGGAGGCUUACGUCGAGGAGAUGGCAAGUGGUGAUACAAUUUCGGCUCCCACAAAUAUUCAGAAGAUUCAAGAUGAUGUUUUGAAGCUGUGGAACGUGGUGAAAUCGCAGCCUGAAAUCAGUGAGGAGCAGAAGAACCGGAUUAAGGCGCUGUAUGAGGGCGUCGUGCGUUCACUUCGCAAGCGGCCAGAGUCCCGAGCGCGUCCAGGAGCGCCGCGUACUCGCCGAUCAUCUUCACAAUUCCUUCGUCCUCAGGUGUCGGGGAUUGCUGCCGUGACCGCUGACAAGGUUCCACUUCUGCACUUGAAGCGGAAGGUUGGAACGACCUGGGAGUAUAGCAGCAAUCUAACAGGUGUUUAUCUCGACAUCCUACACGAAAUUGCAACCUCGGGAACAACAUUUAAGGACAAGAAUGCACUUCUUACUGGUGUUGGCAAAGGCUCGAUAGGCGUGGAGGUUCUCAAGGGUCUUCUAUCUGGUGGUGCCCAUGUCGUUAUCACGACGUCUCGAUACAACCGAUCAACUGUGGAAUAUUACCAAGGCGUUUUCCAGCGCUUCGGUAGCAAAGGAUCGGCUCUGACGGUAGUUCCAUUCAAUCAGGGUUCGAAGCAAGACGUCGAGGCAAUUGUCGAUUACAUCUACUCGUCACUCGGUUUGGAUCUGGAUUAUAUCCUCCCUUUCGCAGCCGUCCCCGAAAAUGGUCGCGAGAUAGAUGGGCUGGACGACAAGUCUGAAUUGGCACACCGUAUCAUGCUUGUCAACCUCCUCCGCUUACUAGGCGCUGUAAAGGUCAAGAAAGCGUCGCGUCGCAUUCUGACACGGCCUACGCAGGUUGUCCUUCCUUUAUCACCUAACCACGGUCUCUUUGGAAACGACGGGCUGUAUUCGGAGUCCAAGGUGGGCUUGGAGACGCUCUUCAAUCGUUGGAAUUCUGAAAGUUGGGGCGAAUAUCUUUGCCUUGCUGGCGCUGUCAUUGGAUGGACACGUGGGACGGGCCUUAUGGAUGCUACCAACAUGGUUGCACAUGAAGUCGAGAGUCACGGCGUCAGGACGUUCUCAGCGAAAGAGAUGGCCUUCAAUUUAUUGGGCCUCAUGCAUCCGCUUCUGUUCAGCAUCACGCAAGUUGAACCGAUAUGGGCUGAUCUAAAUGGUGGCAUGGAUCGACUUCCAGACCUCGCAGAAAUUACCACUCGCAUCCGACUGAACUUGAACAAAAAGAGUGAAUUGCGCCGCGCCAUAGCUAGGGAUAACGCCGCCGAUUUCAAGAUUAUCAAUGGCGGUGAGGCCGAACGUGUUCUCCAGACUGUCAACGUGACACCUCGUGCCAACUUCAAGUUCGAAUUCCCGCAUUUGGAAGCAUCCGAAUCGUUGUCCGAUGUCUCCCAGCUCCGAGGAUUGCUGGACCUUGAUCAGGUGGUCGUCGUGACCGGUUUCGGCGAGGUGGGCCCUUGGGGUAGCUCUCGUACUCGAUGGGAAAUGGAAGCACGUGGCGAGUUCACUAUCGAGGGCUGCAUCGAAAUGGCCUGGAUGAUGGGACAUAUCAAGCACUUCGAUGGUCGCCUGAAAGAUGGCUCGCUUUAUGUUGGUUGGGUCGACGCUAAGACAAGUGAGCCCGUGGAUGACAAGGAUGUCAAGAGUCGAUACGAGAAGGAGAUCCUCUCCCACGCGGGUAUUCGUCUAAUUGAGCCGGAAUUAUUCCGCGGAUAUGAUCCCAAGAAGAAGACGUUCAAUCAGGAGAUUGAAUUGUCGCACGAUCUUGAGCCUUUCGAGGCGAGUCAAAUCGAGGCAGACAAGUUCAAAUAUGAACACGGGGACAGCUGUGAUAUUUGGGCCGUCGAAGGCGGCGAGUGGUUCGUCAAGCUGAAGAAGGGUGCACGUAUCUUGGUGCCGAAGGCGUUCAAGUUCAAUCGCCUGGUUGCGGGGCAAGUCCCUACUGGAUGGCAUGCCGGUCGUUACGGUGUUCCAGCAGAUAUCAUUUCACAGACCGAUCGUACAACCUUGUGGACAUUGGUCGCUGCGGCGGAUGCCUUAAACAUGUCAGGGAUUACUGAUCCUUACGAAUUGUACCAGCAUAUGCAUCCUUCAGAAGUCGGCACUAGCAUUGGGAGUGGUAUGGGUGGUAUGGAGAGUCUCUCGAAGAUGUUCAAAGAUCGCAGGGACGAAAAAGAUGUGCAGAACGACAUCUUACAGGAGACGUUCAUCAAUACAACAGCGGGUUGGGUGAAUUUGUUGCUACUUUCAUCUUGCGGACCAGUCAAAAUUCCUGUGGGCGCAUGUGCCACUGCUUUGCAAUCGGUCGAGAUCGCUUGUGACACGCUUCUAUCCGGAAAAGCGAAGGUAAUGCUCGCGGGAGGCUUCGACGAUUUCAGCGAGGAAGGCUCGUAUGAAUUCGCAAACAUGAAGGCUACGAGUAACUCUGAGACUGAAUUCGCCAUGGGUCGUGAGCCAACGGAGAUGUCUCGUCCCGCAACUACUACCCGUGGAGGAUUCAUGGAAGCGCAAGGUACUGGUGUCCACGUCUUAAUGAGUGCGCGGACGGCCCUUGAACUUGGAUGCCCCAUUCGAGGCGUUGUCGCAUUCACCUCUACAUCGACCGACAAGGCAGGGCGAUCGAUUCCUGCUCCGGGACAAGGUGCUUUGACGAUUGCAAGAGAAGUGCCAUCCAAACACCCAUUGCCUAUCCUCGACGUUGCGUAUCGUUCGCGCCAGCUGGCAUUCCGUCGCAAUCAGAUCUCUCAAUGGCUGGCCAAUGAACGCCAACUAUUGCAAGAAGAGCUCGAAUUCCGAAAGAGCAAAGCUGAAGACACCGACGAGAGUUAUGUAUCUAGCCGCAUAGCCGAUAUCGAAAAGGAGGCAGUGCAGCAGGAAAGGGAUGCCUUGGCCACAUAUGGAAUGUUACGCGAUGUAGACCCAAGAAUUGCUCCUCUUCGCCGCGCAUUGGCAGUAUGGGGUUUGACAGCGGAUGACAUCGGCGUGCUUUCCCUUCAUGGAACGGGCACAGGCGCGAACGAGGCAAACGAGACACACGUUUGGAAUGACGUUUUCGGCAAUAUUUCAAGAACGACUGGGAAUGCUGUUCCUGUUAUGGCCCAGAAGAGUCUGUGCGGUCACUCAAAAGGUGGAUCUGCUGCGUGGCAACUUGCCGGCCUUCUUCAAAGUGUUCACAGCGGUAUUGUUCCCGGUAACCACAAUGCUGAUAACGUUGACUCUCACUUCCGAGAUUAUACGUACUUGAUGUUUCCUUCGAAGUCUAUUCAUACCGAUGGUAUACGCGCGGGUAUCAUGUCCUCCUUCGGCUUCGGGCAAGUUGGCGGUACAUGCCUUAUCGUCAAUCCACGCUACCUGCUCGGUGCUCUUGAGCCUUCUGUAUACAAAACUUACAAGGUCAAGAACCAUCUACGGGCGCGGUUGGCAUACAAGGCAAUGAGCGAAAUGAUGAUUACCCAGUCCCUUGUCAAAGUGAAAGAGGGCCCGCCAUAUACAAAAGAUAUCGAGGCGUCCGUGUUACUUAAUCCCCUAGCCCGCGCAUCAUUCGAUCCGAAGACGGGUAGCUAUGCAUAUACGUCCAAACUCUCCACCCAAUACCCCGUCGACAGUGCACAUAUUCAGGCGGUCUCAGGUAUCCUCGGGAAGGAUUCGAUAGCAGGUGUUGGAGUGGACCAGGAGCUCAUCUCGUCUGUCCCGUCCUGGAACGAGACGUUUGUUUCGCGCAACUUUACAAAUGCAGAGAUCGCGUAUUGCCAGUCGCAGCCAUCUCCUGCAGCCUCUUUUGCGGCGCGUUGGGUGGGUAAGGAGGCGGUGUUCAAGUCGCUUGGCGUCUCGUCGAAAGGUGCCGCUGCCCCUAUGAAGGAUAUCGAGAUUCUUCCCGAUGCUGCUGGAGUGCCCAUGGUAACUCUUCAUGGUGAGGCGCAAUCCGCCGCUGAAAGCAAGGGUGUUUCGAAGGUCCACCUGUCGCUUAGCCACUCGGAGACAAUCGCUAUUGCAUUCGCGCAAGCCACAACGUCAUGA